AUGCAAAAUGCCCAGAAAGAGCAUAAGGCAUAUAUGGACAUGCUGAAUAAUCAAUUGCCCCACCUGGCCAGUUCGAUGAAUGAGAUUUGUGGGAAUACGGAAAGGCUCCCAGCCACUGUGCACAUACCUGACAAGGGUAAUGAGAGCAAGGCGACAUUAUGGUUGGGAACAUCCUACAAGGAGCCUGAAUGGAAUGAGCCAUUGGGGGAAUCAAGCAAGACGAAGGAUAAGGGGGACAUACUGACCAAGAGGAGUGGUCCUGAUGAAACUGAACCAGUUGUUGGACCUCAAAUUAUCGAGGCCCCAAAGGAGAGUUCAAGGGAAACCACUGAAGAACCUGAAGAAGGGGUGAGGAAGGUGGAUGAAGAUGCUGCCAAGAUGGCUGAGGGUCCGGACCUCGCAUCUGAGGCAGUAGGAGAUAAGAGCCCAGCAGAACCGAUAAGAGAACCAGAGGAGGAACCUGCCAAGCCAGUAGAGAAGGAGGAAAUCGAGAAAGUGAUGGAAACGGAACCACAAGUCCCUACUGCUCCAUCUGUGGCAGAAAAGUCAACCUUGACGAAACCCGAACCGGUAAAGUGGAAGUUGGUAUUGAGGGAUGAGCUGAAGGAGAAGCAGAGGCCGAUGCGUGUAUCGAAAAGAUAUCUCGGGCAUGGGAUGGCAAAGAAGACAGGGGCAACCACUGCAUCUAAGGCAAUGGAGAUUUCGAGCGAUGAAGAUCAGGAGGAUCCUACAAAACCUGGGGAGAAUCCCGACUUGACUACUGCCCAGAAGGAAAGCCACCCAAUUACAGAAUCAGAAUCGUCUACCGCUACUAGCCAGGAAGAAGGGACUCCUACAAAACCUGGGGAGAACCUAUCUGAAGGGCCAAAAGAGGAGGUGGUCACUGAAGCCCGAGAGCGCCAGUCUACUGCCCAGGAAGAGAUACCAGCACCAGAAACCGACGUACAUGAAAAGCAAGACAAAGAGGAAAGAUACGACCAAGAAGAAAGAAAGAAGAAAGGAAAGGGGGCAGCAAAAAAGAAGAAGACCAAGAAUUCCAGGGAGGUCCUAACGGCCGUUAUCAUCAGGAAACUGGAACGAUGGCCCAAACUGAUCAGGAGCAAGGACCCCUCUAACCAUCGUCUACGGCCCAUGGAAAAGAGGAAAAUCAUGGGGACUUUUAAGAAUCAUAAGAAAAAGAGAAUGACACCUCCGAUGAUGUACCACCUGAAAUACCCAGCCAGCAGCUACACAAUGCACCACCCCGAAGAGGAGCCGAAGGAAGCAAUGACACACCCCCACACUGACCAGUUAGUUUUUCUUUUAGAUUAUCGUAAUUUUUAG
Molecule: messenger RNA, 1323 nt
Organism: Salvia hispanica
Lineage: Eukaryota; Viridiplantae; Streptophyta; Magnoliopsida; Lamiales; Lamiaceae
Source: RefSeq, a predicted model, not a curated record